Molecule: messenger RNA, 1234 nt
Organism: Amphimedon queenslandica
Lineage: Eukaryota; Metazoa; Porifera; Demospongiae; Haplosclerida; Niphatidae
Product: monoacylglycerol lipase ABHD12-like
Exons: 1
Coding region: 112-1131 (339 amino acids)
Biological process (GO): monoacylglycerol catabolic process; phosphatidylserine catabolic process
Cellular component (GO): endoplasmic reticulum membrane
Molecular function (GO): monoacylglycerol lipase activity; phosphatidylcholine lysophospholipase A1 activity
Source: RefSeq, a predicted model, not a curated record
GUAGAUUGCUUUGUCUCUUUGAUCUUGUUCUUGCCGACAUCUCUAGCUCUAUCUAAACUGUUGGGUGUGUCUUUUGAUAACGAACUCAUUAUUAUUAAUGAAAAUUAAUUAAUGAUGGUCAGAAGUAGAAAGAAAGGGUCUUCUUCAGCAAGUUCUAAGCACACAGAAGGAGAUGUGUCUAAAGAUAGGCCUAAGCAGAGGAGGCUGUGCUCUUUUUGUCUUAAGUUUACUGUUGUUCUCCUUCUUCUUUACGCCUUCGCGGCUCUAUCCUUCGUGAAAUGUACCUGGAUACAGAGAGAGCUGAUUUAUGUUAACAGGCUACGCAUACCUUUCUUUUCUAACCUCUCUGAUCCUUCAGAGUUUGGACUCCAUCAUCGAACGAAGCACUUCUUUCUGACACACCAGGAUAGUCAGUGUAAGAUUGGAGUUUGGUAUGUUCCACGUGUGAGUACUACAGAGGCUCCCAACUCCCUUGCUGAUGGAUAUCCAGUUGUCUUGUACCUUCAUGGUAAUACAGGAACAAGAGGUACAUAUCCUCGUAUUGGAGUGUACAAGUACCUGUCAGAAGAGAAAAAUUGUCACGUUGUAACUUUUGAUUAUCAAGGCUUCGGUGAUUCCGACUGUUAUCCUAAUGAGAAUAACAUAAUGGAGGAUGGUUUAUUAGUCUGGAAGUGGAUAAAGGAGAUGGCUCCAAAUGCACGGGUGUAUUUGUGGGGUCAUUCGCUUGGUUCGGGUGCUGCAACUCAUCUUACGUUGACGCUACAGUCGCUUGGCACUGCACCAUAUGCUGUUUUACUGGAUGCUCCAUUUACUAAUAUGGUUGAAGCAGCAUACAACCAUCCUUUUGGUUUGCCAUUUAAGCCAUUAGGAGAAAUAUUUUACAGCUAUAUGCAUGAGAACCAUUCUUCAAUUGAUCGAAUCCUUCAUAUUGAAUGUGACAUCAUGAUAUUCCACAGUCAUAAUGAUUAUAUCAUACCAUACCAUUUAGGGAGGAAGCUGUAUGAGACUGCUGUUUCUAAGCGUAAUUCUAAAUCUGGCAAAGUCACUUUCGUUAAUUGUGGUGAUCAAGCGCACAAGUAUAACUAUUUGUCAAAAGAAUUACGUAAAGCAGUUAAAACGUUUAUUCAGUAAAAUCAAUAAGUAUUAUUAUUAUUAUUAUUGACUAUUUUUUCUGUAUUGCAUAAUAAUAUUAUUUUGGUUGUUACUGGUUAUAAUUAUAGCAUCUUUAUAUCUC